AUGGAUUGGGGAAACGUCACCGCUGAGGAUCUCGUCGACGCUCUCCGCGAGGUCGAUUGGUCGUCGCCGCCGCGCCCGCUGUCGGAAUUCUUCUCGCGAUUCACUGUUCCCAGAUCUUCCACCAAAUGGAACAGCCGCCUCAAAUGCAAUCUCUACUACUACCGGACCAACUAUUUCCUUUUGAUUGUGUCUGUUCUCAUAUUGGGUUUUCUUCGGAGGCCGCUUGCUAUUGUAGCCGCAUUUCUCACUGCACUCAGCAUUGCUUUUUUGAAUGACAGCUUUGCAGGUACCUUUAGUGAGAAGGUAACAAGAACAGUUAGGCAAUUUUCACCACAUUUAGCUGCCAAAAUGAGACCUCCUCUCACGCCUGUUAUUCGUGGACGUCCUUCAGCCAAGAGAGCAAUUUAUAUAUGUGGGCGGCCGCGUUGGGUGUUUGUCCUGAUAUUUUCUUCUGCAAGUUUCAUCCUUUGGUUUGUUUCUGCUGGUCUCUUGACGGUUUUAUGGGCUCUUGCUAUUGGUCUUCUUGCUACCAUCCUGCAUGCAAGCUUUAGAACACCGAACUUGAAAGCUCGUCUAAACACGUUCCGUGAAGAGUUCCGUGCAGUAUGGCGCAAUUAUAGUGAACUACCUGUAAGCAAUGCUUAUGCUAGUGAGAUUCAGAGCAAUAAUAGCAGCAUAAAUACAAAAGGACUGAAAGAGAUUAGGGGAAUAAUUCCCAUGAGCCAUUAUGGCAAUGGUUAUGCAACCAGAGCGGUGCUGCCAAUUGAGAUAGUUUUGUGGAGUGAGAAAAUAUCAGAAAGACUGGACUUGGUGGUGUUGCUGCUUUAUUUUCUUGUAUAUUCUCUGGAAUCGUUCCUGUGGCUAAAGCCAUCAACUUCCCGUGUUACUUCUUACUCCGUAAAUACUGUUGUGGAAAACGUGGAUGAAGAAAAAAAUUUGAUGGAGAAUUACUUGAGCUGGGCACAGGCUUUGGCUUCCGCAUGGGGAUUCAUGUUGGUGGUGGCUCUCAUGUGUUGCUGCCUCAGCACCAAACCAAGACAAGAUAGUGAUGUUAUCUCUGGAAAUGGUGGUUGCACUUGUGAUGGUGGUGGUCAUGCUUGUGUUUGA
Sphenostylis stenocarpa is the source of this 1107-nucleotide messenger RNA. The record is from the annotation of a GenBank genome assembly. Lineage: Eukaryota; Viridiplantae; Streptophyta; Magnoliopsida; Fabales; Fabaceae.